AUGCCUAAACCCGUUGUACUGGAAGACGUUACUGGAGGCAGUGUAAAUGCAACCCAUCUUUGUGUAUUAGUCCACGGGCUUUGGGGAAACCCAUCCCAUUUGCGCAAUGUUGCUAAAUCCCUUCGCGAUAAAUACUCUGAAGACGAAUUAUAUAUUUUACUUGCGAAACAGAACAGCGGCAACAACACUUAUGAUGGCAUCGAGACCGGUGGCGAGCGCGUUUGCGCAGAGAUUGAGGACGAGUUGAAAGAAAUUGAAAGGAAGGGUGGAAAGAUUACAAAGUUGAGUAUCGCAGGAUACUCACUUGGAGGUCUAGUGUCGCGAUACGCAGUUGGCCUGCUUUAUGCCAAAGGAGUUCUCGAUCAUCUUGAAUGCAUGAACUUUACUACAUUCGCAUCCCCCCAUCUCGGUGUAAGAACACCACUGAAGGGCUGGCUCAGCAACAUCUACAACGUUCUCGGCGCCAGAACACUAUCCAAGUCUGGCCGACAACUAUUCACGAUCGAUAACUUUCGCGACACCAACCGACCUCUUCUCGCAUUGCUCGCCGACCCCGAUUCCAUUUUCAUGUCUGGUCUGAAGAAAUUCAAGCGUCGCACUCUGUAUACGAAUAUUGUCAAUGACCGAAGCGUUGUGCAUUAUACAUCUGGCAUUACCAAGACCGACCCAUACACAGAUCUCGAAAACGUCAAGCUCAAUUACCUCAAAGACUAUGAUGGUGUUAUCCUCGACCCCAACCACCCUGUGGCACCAUCUCCCCAGGCUCAAGGUCAAGACACGCUAUGGUCGGAUUUUGAGUCUGUUAAGAAAUGGAUUAAGAACGUCCCUUUCAUGCUGACGAUUGGCGUUAUAAUCCCAAUUGGUGUUGUUGUUUUCCUGGCCAACUCUGCCGUCCAAACAGUCCGCAGUGCCAAGCGAAUCAAAUUACACGAAUCAGGACUCGCUGGUUUGAAGAUUGAAGACUACCGCAUGCCCUUACGAAUCAAGGCGAUCCAGGAAGAGGUGGAGCAAGCAUACGAGGUCCUCAACGGUGCUCAGGACCAGCAAUACCUGGCAUCCGACUCGGACGAUGAUUUGGCCUACGACGUUGAGGAUCGUCAAUUGCUCAGGAGAGAGCGCAGAAUGUCAACAGCAGAGCAACCAACGCUGGCGUUGACUCCUGAACAGUUCGAAAUGAUUGAGAACUUGAACACGGUCGGCUGGCGCAAAUUCCCUGUCCAUAUUCAGAAGCAUCGACACAGUCACGCAGCUAUCGUGGUGCGCAUGGAUAAAGAGAGUUUUGCUGAUGGCUGGGUUGUUCUAAGACACUGGGCCGAUAGUGAAUUUUUGAUGUAA
Fusarium venenatum is the source of this 1335-nucleotide messenger RNA. Its product is annotated as putative serine esterase-domain-containing protein. Gene Ontology annotation, cellular component: lipid droplet. Lineage: Eukaryota; Fungi; Ascomycota; Sordariomycetes; Hypocreales; Nectriaceae. The record is from RefSeq and is a predicted model, not a curated record. Gene Ontology annotation, molecular function: phosphatidylcholine lysophospholipase A1 activity.